AUGGGUUGCUGUUCGAGCACUUUGCAUUUAAAGACAUCCAAACUGGAUUCCCUGGACGAUAGUGUCUAUAUGGAUCAUCAGCGUGGCUCAUCGAAACGUUCAUACAGCAGUCGCCAGACUAUAAGCAGUGGACUGGGCAGUGCCUGUAGUACACCGUCCAGUAGUCGUAAUCGCAGCAUUUGGAGUAGAAGGAGCAGCAGUCCAGCAGUUACCAUCAAUCAAUCGGUGUCGAUCAACAAUGGCCAGCCGAAUGUUCGGCCCAUUUGUGAUGAUUUUGCCGAACAACCGCUGGAAUUGCAGGAACGAUCACAGGGCUAUUAUACAUGCAGUAGUUCGGCAUCGACACCAACCAAAAGUCAAUUGAUGCGUACACAGGAUAUGAAUUCAUCGACAUGUACCUCAGAAGCGGCAUCUGAAUCCUCAUCAGAUGCAUCCCAAACCGAUUCGUCACCAUCUUCGCCUGUCAUUGGGAAUCUCGAGUGGGAAAUGUACAUGAUGCAGCAUGCCCAACGCAUUAUGCCAAAGACAUCAUCGCCGAUAUGCCAGAGACGCUGUGAUAAUGACAAGACCUUUGAAUUGCCCACCCGGUCCAAGUCGUAUCACAAGUGGCGUAACUAUCUGCAAACGACACCGGCUCACAUGCUGCACAAUGUCACCAAUAUACCCGAGGCGAUUGCCGGGCACUUUUGUCCAACCGACUUCCCGGCAUUCAGCGAUCUCGAGGACAUGGAGAGUGCAGCAAAGCGUUACAAAGUGGAUGCAACCGCCUUGUAUACCACCUCACAAUUGCUGGCAGGACACACCCAGACCAUAACCACGGAUCUCUAAGCCUCAUCGUUUGAACAUUUGUGCAUUUUUUUUGUUGGUUUAAUUGUGUAUAUUCUUCGCUUUGUGCCACAGGCAACAGGUGUGCCCAAAAAUGGCAAGAAAAUGGAGGGAGAGGGAGGCAAAUUAAUUUGUUGGCAAACUUUUGU
Molecule: messenger RNA, 974 nt
Organism: Drosophila willistoni
Lineage: Eukaryota; Metazoa; Arthropoda; Insecta; Diptera; Drosophilidae
Exons: 1
Coding region: 1-828 (275 amino acids)
Source: RefSeq, a predicted model, not a curated record